This is a messenger RNA of Aureobasidium subglaciale EXF-2481, 1064 nucleotides long. RefSeq lists its product as uncharacterized. NCBI's taxonomy places the organism in Eukaryota, Fungi, Ascomycota, Dothideomycetes, Dothideales, Saccotheciaceae. The record is from RefSeq and is a predicted model, not a curated record. Bases 207 to 881 code for a protein of 224 amino acids. The transcript has a single exon.
CUCGACCUUCGUGCUUCCUAUCGACAACGACUCUCCUCUCCGGCACUUGACGCUGGAGACGCCAUCGGACUACAGUCUCAUACACUCACGAUUAACAACCAUGUACGUUCUUUCCACUUUUCCCUUCUCUAGCACUUACUGACUGAGCCUCUUCUAUCAGGAAGCCACUCAGAACCGUCAACAUCCCACCCAUCGCUACUUCUGUCAUGGAUGCUACCACGCAAUCUCCUCAUCGUUCCACCUCGUCAGGUCUUCUCUCCCUCCCCGACAAAUUCCUCGCCAUGAUCUUCGCCCACACGGACCUCGCCGUCCAUGACAUCGCCGCUCUCCUACUCGGUUUUCGAAGAUUACACGCCAUUGCUGCCAAAGUGUUCGUGGAACACUACCCUCAGAAGCCGCUCAAGAUGGUCACAAAGGAGAGUCUGGAAGCAGUCAUGGUCAUCUCGGCUCCUCCCAGCGACCUAUUCAUCCUGUCCAUGCCCAAUGAAGUCCUUGCCAUGGUCUUUGCCGACAAGACUCUCUCAGCAAACAACUUGGCUGCUGUCCGGGUCAGCUGUAAAGAGCUUCAUGCAAUUGCUACGAAAGAGUUUGCGAAACGCUACUUCCAAGAUCCUUUCGUCAUGGUCACCAAGGAGAGCCUGGAGGCCCUGGUGGAUAUCUGUCGUCAUCCUGUCUUCGGACCCCAGGGGAAGAAAGUACAACUGCUCAACGCUCGCGUCAACAAGUGCUUGCUCUCUGACAGAGCCAAAGACUUGACGCACGGUCUAAAUGCGGGAGACGGCAAGAAGAUGAAGACCGCUAAGGGCGAGUUGCAAUGGCUCAUGGAUAUCAUCGUUGAAGAACAGACUUUACGGCUUCUGGACUGCUACACGAAAUCCUGACAGAUAUCUUUGACGCUCUCAAAGUAUUUGACAAGCCUAUCGCCAUUGCCUCGCAGCGCACUACGACUUCUCACUCACCUAUUGGUCUCAGAAAGAUGUUCAAAGGAAAGAACUUACAAUCCCAUCUGAGAGCCUCGACGCCUGAUCUUAUCCCAACUCUGGGAUUCAUGAUGGCAGCUGCCU